This is a messenger RNA of Aspergillus melleus, 1275 nucleotides long. It is a transcript of the gene RPN6, whose product is annotated as proteasome regulatory particle lid subunit RPN6. The transcript has 2 exons. Bases 1 to 1275 code for a protein of 424 amino acids. The record is from RefSeq and is a predicted model, not a curated record. Gene Ontology annotation, biological process: ubiquitin-dependent protein catabolic process. Gene Ontology annotation, molecular function: structural molecule activity. Lineage: Eukaryota; Fungi; Ascomycota; Eurotiomycetes; Eurotiales; Aspergillaceae. Gene Ontology annotation, cellular component: proteasome regulatory particle, lid subcomplex.
AUGGCGCCCUCCUCGAUAACCGCUCAGCGGAUCGAGGAAGCUCGGACUCUCUCCAAGACCAACCCUUCGAAGGCUGAGAGUACCUUGAAAGAGAUCCUAGCCCAAGGGCCUGGGUCGACGGAAGCUUCCUCUCGCGAUUAUGAGAAUGCUCUGGUCGGAUUGGGAGAGCUGUACAGAGAUGGAAAGAAGCCGCAGGAGAUCGCGGACCUCAUCAAGACCAGCCGGGACUCGUUCUCGUCAUUUGCCAAAGCCAAGACUGCAAAGCUAGUCCGCCAGCUACUGGACUUGUUCAGCGAGAUCCCGAACACGCUCGAUAUCCAGACCUCCGUCAUUCAAUCCUGCAUCGACUGGGCCAUCGCCGAACGCCGGUCUUUCCUUCGACAGAACCUCCAGACCCGUCUGGUGGCCAUUUACAUGCAGAAACAAUCCUACUAUGAUGCUCUCAACCUGAUCGGACCCCUCCUUCGCGAGCUGAAGCGAUUGGAUGAUAAGCUCAUGCUGGUCGAAGUGCAGCUGCUGGAGUCGCGGGUGUAUCACGCCCUGGGUAACCAGGCCAAGGCGCGUGCCGCCUUGACAGCUUCCCGGACAUCGGCCGCGUCCGUCUACACACCUCCCAAUCUGCAAGCCGGCCUGGACAUGCAAAGUGGUAUGCUUCAUGCGGAGGACAAGGACUUCAACACCUCGUACUCCUACUUCAUCGAAGCUUUGGAGGGCUACAGCUCGUUGGACGAGGGCGAGAAGGCGACCGCAACUCUCCAGUACAUGCUACUCUGUAAGAUUAUGCUGAACCUGGUGGAUGACGUGACGAGCCUGCUGGGCUCCAAGCAAGCCCAGAAGUACGCCAGCCCUCGGCUCGAGGCCAUGAAGGCCGUGGCACGUGCUCACGCCAACCGGUCGCUGGAAGAGUACGAGAAGGCUCUCUCGGACUACCGGUUUGAGCUGGGCAGCGAUGCGUUCAUCCGCAACCACCUCCGCCGACUCUACGAUGCCAUGUUGGAGCAGAACCUGAUCAAAGUGAUCGAGCCCUUUAGCCGAGUGGAGUUGGACCACAUUUCCAAGAUGGUCGGGCUGGACACGCAGCAGGUGGAGCGCAAACUUUCUCAGAUGAUUCUGGACAAGGUGAUUAUUGGUGUGUUAGAUCAAGGCUCGGGAUGUCUGAUCGUCUACGACGAGACGGAGCGAGACCAGGCCUACGACGCUGCCUUGGAUACUGUAGCCAAGCUUAGCAACGUGGUGGAGGAACUGUACACAAAUCAGGCCUCGCUCUUGGAGUGA